AUAUUUGCCAUCAACAUGGUGGUCUCAAAAGACUCCAAGCGUAAGCGUAAGGAGUCAUCGCCGCCGCCACCAACACCACAACAACAACAGUCGUCUACUGCUAUAGAGUCAUCACCAGAAAUGCCCAAAAGGACAAAAGUUCAAGCUCAACGAAAAUUUGCCCAAGGACAGAGUGCUCCCCAAUCAUCGUAUAGUGCAAUUAUUGCUGCAUCAUCAUCCUCUAAUACUGGACCAAGUACAUCGUCGGAGAGUCGUGAACCACCAACCGAAAUAUUGCCAAAUAAGCGACCAAAAACUGAGGAUUUCUUAACAUUUCUAUGUUUUCGAGGAUCUUCAGCAUUGCCGCCUCAUUUGGAUUUCCUGAACCAAGGUAAAUCGAAAGAACCAGAAAGACCAACAAAGAAGCCUGUCAAAGCUACAAAUAAAAAGAAAGGGAAAAAGGGGAGACCCCAAAAGAGUGGCAAAACAAAAACCGAAGAAAACAAAAAGGAUGAAAUCGAAGUAGGACCUUCGGCAAGUUCAAAUAAUCCUAACAGCAAGGAAGAAUCCAUUAAGAGAAUUCAAGAUGAUGACAGUUCCAAAUUACGCGAUAAAAAUAAAACAGACAUUGAUGUUGCUGAAGAUGAUGAUGAAGACGAGGAAGAGCUUCCUUCAUUCCCAGUACGAAAACGAGCCGAAGUUGUAGCAGAUGGUAAUCGACGUAGCAACCGUAACAUCGACGACAAGUGCAAUAAUACUACAGACGCUGGAAAACGUAGAUCAAACAGAUCAACAAAGGGCUCAAAAUUAAUGAUUGAUCACCAAUCAGAUGAUGAGGAUGAAGAAUACGUUUCUAAUAUCGACGACAAUAGUAAAAACAUACACUCUGAUGGGAAAGAUAGAAGAUACCUUAAAACUCCCUCUCAAAGUGAGCGAAAGUCCGAAUCUCCUUCAAAAGAAAGUGAAACAACGUCAAAAUCUCGCAAGGGUCGGUCCUCAGCACCCCUAAAGAAAAAAGAGAACGAAGAUAAAGAUACGAUAAAAACAGAAGCCAAAGAAAAAGUCCCAGUUAAGCGUCCAAGACAGAAGGAAUCGCCAAUUUUUAUACCAUCACCCGAACCAUCCGGUCGCAUGACUCGACAAAGAGCCUUUUUUGAACCUGUUAAAGUUCCGCCACGAGAUGAAGACAAUAAAGCUGAAGAUGACAAUGAUCUCGAAACAAAGAAUACGCCAAAUGACAAUCAACGGCCAGAAGUUAUUGGAAACACAUUCGACGAAGGGAAGACAAACAAUGAUGGUGAUUUGUUAGAAUCAACAGAUCCGGAAAAAAAUAAACCUCAAAUAAAUGUGUUUGAUUUCUCGUCCGACGAUGAACAGCCUUUAGCUAAAACCAUUAAGCUGAAAAAGGCAGCUAGUGCAAAGGCAAGCCAGAAGAAAACAAAUCAACGGUCUGUUAAAAAGACCUCAAUGAAAAAUCAGAACUCCGUGACAGAGGAUAAAGAUGACGUUGAUAAAUCUACGAAUAUCGAUGUUGCGAAGAUACAAGAAAAUGCUGUUCCUACUGAAAUGCCUGUCAGUGAGGAGAAAUCGUCCGUGGAUAAGAUACCGACUAAGGGUAAAGGAAAACGUUCAAAUUCUAAUGCCAACAUGAACGCAAACCUAAAGUCAGCAAAAGAAGUGGAGCUUGAAGAAGAUGAAGGGAAAUUGAAUAACCAAGAAAAAAAGGAGAAUGAAAAGGAAUUGGCACCACCUUCACCAAAGAAAGCGCCGAGUGCACGCGUUGGACGCAAAAAAGCUAAAGCCGUUGAUAACACAGAAAAAAACACUGUAUCAGAGACCGUUUCUGUCGACGAUAGUCCAACUCGCAGCCAAAGACCGUCACGUAAAACUAAGGAAGCAGCCACCAUUUAUAUGGGCAUAAUAGGCCAUCGCUUGCAAUUGGCAGAAGAUGAGGAGGACGACGUUUCGUUAAGUAGCUUUGAUCGUCCAAAUGUGAAGGAAAUGGAAAAAAUUGAAAAUGAAAUAAAACGCACUUCUGCUGAAAAACUAAAUACUUCACCUACACCUAAAGAUGUUAAGCAUGAUGACGAGUCGCCUCAUCAAACGGCCACUUCGGUUGGAUCUACAGAUAAGCCAACAACAACAGGGCGAAGAGGCCGGCCACCGAAAAAUGCAAAAUCUGCGGGAGGUCCACAACCUCUUGCGAAACGGGAAAUCGAAGGUAUGCUCGUUAAGAAAGGUGUUAUUGCCAAAAUGACGCAGUCGACCGAGAACCUAUGCGAUGUAGUCAAAGACAAUAAAACCGAGCCCAAUUCAAAGGCUGAUACCGAGGACGAUGAGGACUUUUUGCUAAAUGAAGAACUCAAUGAAACCAAACGAAAAUUGGAGAGAAGUUUCAGCGACUCCGAUGACGAACCGUUGGCCAUCAAAGCUCAUGUAAAACCAAAUGAAAAAGAAGGUUUAGAGAAUUCUCAAAAAUCUGCUAGUAAUGCCCCCGACGCUUUGGUAAUGCCACCUAGCAAUGUACCAUCUAAUGUUAUACCAAAUGCUAUAGCCCCAACUAGCACAGGCACACCACCCACAACUCUAACAGUUCUGUCGUUAACUAAUGCAAAGCCUAUUACAACUAACUGUAGCAAUAUCGCCACACCAGAAACACCUCCCGUCGGAAACAUGAGUGGGGUGAUUCCCAUUGUUUCAAGCGCAGCAAAUAUCUCCGUAUCAGUUGGAACUACAAUAAAUUCAGGUACAGUACCAACAUCACCUCCACACGGGCCCGUUUCCAACAAUACCUUUGCCAUCCAAUCACCAGCUCCAUUAACUCACAUCAGCACAUCACAAUCACCCUUUAAAGCUGUUGAAAAGAAAUCUCCUGUACCUACAUCGAAAAUUUUGAAUAUACCGGCGACAUAUGGUAUACCCUCGGCUUCCCCUACUGCCAACAGUGGUCUUAAUUGUGGUUUGAAUUCAAGUUUUGGGAAAUCUCCAAUGUAUGUACCACAAUCGCCGGCCCAUUACCAUUCCACAGCCCAUACAUCACAACAACAGCAGCAGCAACAACAGUCGACACCACCGCCACAACACGUUCGGCCGCAAUUUCCCAUACAGUCUCCAGUGAAGACAUCACCAUUAGUCGGACCUAAUUCGUCAGUGGCAGGGCCACAUAUAACCACAUCGUCAAUGCCAAUGCCUCCUCAAACGCCCUUGAAAUAUCAAACCCCACCCACCACAUAUCCUCCACCAAUAGAGGCAUACCCUUCACCUAAAAUCAAUCCUAAUUUUUUAACGCCCAAAUUCGAUCGAAAUACCCUGUCAAGGCCUGGAGGUCAUCCACCGACAGGAAAUAAUAAUAGUUUUCCUUCGCCUUCUCCAGUAAAGUACGACAUGUCAGCAUCGAGUAGUGGAUUGCUAAAAAAUUCAUCACUCUCGGCACCCAACAUUUCCAUGAGUCCCAAAACCUUGCUGUCUAGCAAUUCAAACUAUUUAAGUAAUAAUAUCGGUGCAACAACUUCAACGGCGGCAGCAGGAGGUGGUGGAGGCACAAGCAAUGAUCCCAUGAAAGACGAAAUCAGCAGUAUACUUGCAGCCAAUCUAAUGCCUAGCAAAGAAGAAUCCGGUAAAAUUUUUGGAAUUGCCAGUGUAAGCUUGGCUCAAAGUUCUGGUCCCGACAAUACGAAAUGUACUUUGGGCAAAUGUGGAUCUAUUCAUAAGCCUGUGCUGGGGCCAGUGGUGCCUACUGAAAGCUAUAUCGGAGAUCAAUUGUCCGGCAAGGAACGAAGAAAGGCCAAAGUUAAUAUGACGCACGAGCAAAUACACAAGUGGCUAAUUGAAUGCUCUUCCAACCCCGACGAGAUUCAAGAUGAUCUUGAUGACGACUUCGAUUCCGACCUAAGACCCAAUAAUUUUAGUACGACACCACCCCCCACGCGUGAUGACAAAGAGAGCACAUCAUUUAGUUCUUCGUCGAAGGCUACCAGAGAUUUGGGAAAAAGCGAAAGCGCUUGGUCAGCUAAGGGUCCAUCACUGAAGGCAACGCCUGUUGUUGCUUCAAGUAGCAAUGCCGCCAAUAACCGCAAAGAUGAACUUAAAUUAAUAGAGCCAACCAGUCCUCUCCAAGACGACGAAAUUGACAAAAACUCACCACCACUUAACCAGCAAUGUGAUAAAAUCGCUGUAAAUAAAUCAUCACCAGCGCCUUGUAGUGUCGAUGACAAAAAUACACAGUCAGAUAAGACGGAUAAAAAAACAGAAAACGAAAAAGCUAUGGGCAAAGAAGAAAAGACAGCUGCCUCGACAAAAUCAAUAACAAAUGAAGCGAAACAGAAUAAAGCGACCGAGAAGGGAAAAUUAGCAAUUGCGACAGCGGUAAACGAUGAAACCACAACAGAGACCUCCCCUGUCGUUGCUCAAAAACAGCAAACCGGUCAAAAAACAGCAUCCCAAAAAAGAGUUACUUCGUCACCGAUACAGUCGACAACAGCAUCCAGCAAGCCAGGUCGUAGAAAACAUGUAUCCGAGGAUUCGGAUGAUAAACCCUUGUGCCCAAAACCCAAAGAUGCAACUACCACCAAUACAAACGUUGAUAUGGGGACUACAGUGGAAGCGGCAACUACACCAUCUGCCAAUUCAGCUAGCAACCGUACGCCCAAACGAACUCCAGUCUACCAACAAAAACAAACACCAAAACAGCAGCAUUCCAUUAGCAGUGAUUCAAAAACUCCUACAACUUCCACUCAUAAACGGGCCGGAAAUUGCAAUGCCGCUUUUUCUGCGGAAAAUGAAAAGUCCAUAUACUCCUUCGAUAAGGAUGACGACGAUGAAGCGGCGCCAGCCCCAGUUAAAACAGAAAAACCAUCUACAUAUAGACGCCAAAAUCGUCGUGAAUCUAAUAUCGACACCACAUCCGCAAUAGCACAGCGUAGUCUUUCCACAAAACCGAAAAGAAAUGCAGCAGCGGUGGCCGAAAUUGCCAACAAAGAAUUAGCGGGUGGUAACUCCCAAACCAGUUCAGUUUCAUUAACUUUAAGUCCAUCGGAGAAAAAUAAACUCGUUAAGGUUAGUUUGGAUGCGGAUGGUAAGACGUCGGGUAAGACUGCUGGCGCGAAAGGAGGCAAAGGCGCAAAGAAAGCAGCCGAAGCUGCGAAAAAAAUUGUGAAUGACAACGAUUCUGAUUCCGGCGAUGGUCAUACAUUCUACAUCCCAUUACAAGGUAUAGCAAGUGGAGGUGAUGGCGAGGGUGGAAUUCAGGGCGUGGCAGUUAAACUGGGCCGUGAAGGACCGGACGGUCCGAACCAGAAAGUAAUAAUGCAUGCUACCUUAGUGACUAAAGCCCAAAUGAGGUCAAAUACAAAACCCAUACCAGAAACCAUGAAUGUUUCGGACAUUGUUAAAAAUUUGAUGUCGGGCGAUAAAAAGGGCAAUCAAACAGCAGGGACGUCGACGGCUGCAGCGGCAGCAACUGCGACAGCCACAUCCACACCAAACAGUCUAAAAAGUGUACCUAUUGGUACUGUACAACCCCGCUUUAAAGGAGAUUCUCUGGCUAGCCAAGCAGGACCAUCAACUUCUACCGCAGGCGGUGGUGCUGGUGCCAGCUUGCAACGUGUCAAUUCGAAUUCUUCGUUAUUCUCCGGUUCUGUGAAAUCACGAAAUGCCGCUGCCUCUAAUGCAGCUAUUGGUUCGGGUGGAGCGCAUUCGACAAGUAAGAAGUUUAAAGACGAUGCACCUAUAAAAAUGUCGAAUAAUACAGCAUUCCCACGCCACGAUGACCCCACACAAAUGGUAGAAGCACCCAUUUUCCGACCAACUGAAAAGGAAUUUGCCGACCCCAUCGAAUUUAUUGAACGAAUUACACCCAUUGCUGCACGCUUUGGAAUUUGCAAAAUUAUACCGCCAGCAUCAUUCAAGCCUGAAUGCCGAAUCGCCGAUGAAAUGCGAUUCACCGCCUACAAUCAAUACGUUCAUAAGUUGUUGCAUCGUUGGGGUCCCAGCGCAAAGGAAUUGAGUGCAAUUAAAAAGUACUUGGCUACCCAGAGCAUUGUCAUGAAUCAUCCACCCUGGAUUGGUGGUAUGGAAGUGGAUUUGCCACGCCUUUAUCACACCGUACAAGAACUCGGCGGCUUGAAAGAAGUAAUUGAAAAGAAGAAGUGGGCUCGCGUUGCUGAGGAAAUGUGUAUACCGAAACUAGCUCAAGAUCGUGUAACGAAAUUGGACGACAUAUAUUGUAAAUACCUGCUGCCGUACGACACUCUGUCGCCGGCCGAACGUCAGAAGCUUUUCGAUGAAGUCGAAGCUGAUUGGGCAAAACGUGAAGCUCGUGCCCGGCGAAAUGCCGAUCGAUUUGUGAAUACAGAAAGUGUUUCGAAUGAAGAUGAUGAUGUGUCAUCCGAGAACGAUGAAGAAGAGUCCGAGGAAGAAGUCGACGGUGUCUCAAUGGAGUGUAUUGUCAAGGGAAGAAGUAUGCCUUUAAGUCAAUUUUAUCGUAUUGCCCGCAACACAAUGGCCUUGUGGUUUAAGAAUACCGAACCCACAGUGAACGAAGUGGAGGCGGAGUUUUGGCGACAUGUGGCUGUGAGAGACAGCCACGUAUGUGUACAUUCCGGCUCCAUUGAUUCCUCCGGUUGGGGCUUUGGUUUUCCCAGUCCGGGACCCAAAGGAAAAGGAUCAAAUUAUGCUCGUCAUCCCUGGAAUCUGAAAGUAUUAACCAAUAAUCCGGGUUCAGUGUUGAGAUCAUUGGGUCCUGUAAUGGGUGUAACAGUACCAACCUUACACGUUGGUAUGCUGUUUUCCGCCUGCUGUUGGUAUCGCGAUCCACACGGUUUGUCGUGGAUUGAAUACCUUCACACUGGGGCAUCUAAACUGUGGUACGGUAUACCCGAUGAUCAAAGUGCCAAUUUUAGAGCAGCUCUAACAUCACUCAUUCCCACGCACUGUCAAAACAAAACAAUUUGGCUACCCUGUGAUACUGUUAUGGUACCUCCGCACAUGCUCACCGAUCGUGGUGUAUCUUUGUGUCGUAUCGAACAAAAACCUGGUGAAUUUAUAGUCGUUUUUCCACGCGCUUAUACAUCAAGUCUAGCGACAGGAUAUGUGGUCUCAGAAAGUGUUUACUUUGCAACCACAUCCUGGUUAGAUUUGGCUAAAGAUGAUUUUAGGGAUAUCCACGACAGUUGUGAACCCGCUAUGUUUUCAUUAGAGCAACUACUUUUCGCCUUGGGCUAUGAUCAGCGUGUUUCGCCUGAUACUAUGCAACAGAUGUUACCUAUGCUGCAAGAAGUCUACGAGAAAGAAGCAGCAGCACGGGAGCAACUAAAGGCAACUGGUGUAACGUCAACCGAAAAAGUCACCAACGAAAAAAGUGGCAAAGGUAAAAAACAGCAACAGCCCCCCUAUAAAUCCAUUGAAAGUGAAUGUGAUUUUUGCCGUGCAAAUCUCUACAUUUCAAUGGUUCGAACCGAUGAAGGCAAUAUUUAUUGUCUGCAGCAUGCACUGAAAAAUCUCAACAAUGGCAACAUACAAGCCAAACAAUGUAAACUCAUAUACGCCUACAACAUCGAUGAUAUUGAGGCACUUAUCAAAAAUCUUAAAGAACGAAUACAGCAGAAGCGUGCAAUUGGGAAAAAGCAAAAAUAGUCUUGUAACAAACAACGAUACUCCAAUAAAA
This is a messenger RNA of Musca vetustissima, 7642 nucleotides long. RefSeq names its product microtubule-associated protein futsch (gene Jarid2). The transcript is spliced from 4 exons. Gene Ontology annotation, cellular component: nucleus. Gene Ontology annotation, molecular function: DNA binding; histone demethylase activity. Gene Ontology annotation, biological process: chromatin remodeling. The record is from RefSeq and is a predicted model, not a curated record. The coding region runs from base 16 to 7611 and encodes 2531 amino acids. NCBI's taxonomy places the organism in Eukaryota, Metazoa, Arthropoda, Insecta, Diptera, Muscidae.